UCUUAUUCUUUUAGGGUUAGUCGAUGCACAUCACGAGUUGGACGUGGAUCUGACGUCACCAUUUUAUAUGGUUAUUCCAGCCCCUCCAGACUAGUAUCUCACACAGUGAGAAAAAAGGAUAGGAAGAAAGGCAGAAAUGCGAGAUUCAGACUUCCGGAAAGGAUUUAUCCAUGUCUCAUUGCAAUGGCUGAUUGGUGUGUGAUGUGAUAGUCGGUGGUUGCGUAAGGAUUUGGUACUGUAGCAUGGAUGACUGACUGGUGUUUCUGGACUGGCUCACGGAGUUGAGCGGAUCGAUGCAGUAUAUACUAAUAGUGCCUGCCACUUUCUUUUCUUCUUCUUCUUCUUCUGUCUUUUGUCUUCUUUUCGCUGUCUGGGUUGGGACUUUUCUGUAUCGCUUCAUACAAUAUACAGACUGACUGUAUACGGGCUGGACUUUCAUCAAAUUGAUAUCAUCUUAUAACCAUGGCUCCCAUAACCCUUCUCGCAAGGCAAUCCACCUCUUCAUCAGACUCAUGCUCCAACAAUCUUUCCGGCGGGGCUAUCGCCGGCAUCGUAAUCGGCUCAAUCGCAGGCACACUGCUAAUCAUCUGGCUCAUCAAAUCAUGCUACCUACCUGGUGCACCGGGCAACCGCGAUCCGGACGGGACAAACGGUGCGCCUGAGGUGGUCUAUUCUUCAUCGUCGAGACCCCGACGGGAACGACGAUCGAGAGGGUAUCGGUCUGGUGGAGGGGAUUAUGUGGAAUAUAUUGAAAAGUCGCCUGUGAGGGUGAGUCGGAGUCGGACUCGGAGGGGGAGCGUGGCGAGCGUGUCGAGGCCGGAGAGGGUUUAUAUUUCUUGACUUGAAUCUCUCUUUAUGGACCCGAGUGAGAUUGGGGGGGAUUAUUUUGGUGGCGAUGGAAGGAAGGAGUGUAUAAUGUUUGUUUCUGUUAUGAUUGACGAUGACGAUGACGAUGUUCAUGUAUACCUAAUGUGUUAGUUAAUGCUUCUUGAUACUUCCAGUUGAUAACUAAGUUACAGGGAUGAACGGUGACGCAAAACUUCUAGGGCAAGAGAUAGGGCAUGGAAAAGCACGUGCUAUUGCUCGG
Molecule: messenger RNA, 1087 nt
Organism: Talaromyces stipitatus ATCC 10500
Lineage: Eukaryota; Fungi; Ascomycota; Eurotiomycetes; Eurotiales; Trichocomaceae
Exons: 2
Coding region: 463-840 (125 amino acids)
Source: RefSeq, a predicted model, not a curated record